This is a messenger RNA of Zingiber officinale, 933 nucleotides long. RefSeq lists its product as uncharacterized. The record is from RefSeq and is a predicted model, not a curated record. Lineage: Eukaryota; Viridiplantae; Streptophyta; Magnoliopsida; Zingiberales; Zingiberaceae. The transcript is spliced from 4 exons. Bases 1 to 375 code for a protein of 124 amino acids.
AUGGACAAUCCACCCCUUGCGGCCCAAUUAAUUGAUCCAAACGAAACCCGCCGUCGCUUUUCUUUCCCCUUUUCCACGGCUCUUCAUCGCUUUGAGAUCAACCCUUCCCCAAUAUCUGGCCCUCUCUUUCCGUCCGUCUCCUCGACGCUCCAGCGAUCUCUCUCUUGCAGGCAGCUAACCCCUCGUCGUCCAGGGUUUCUCGCGCCGCUCGUGGAUCAUUUAUCUACCCGCGAUGUCACCUCUGUUAUGCUCUUCCGGAAGAGUUUGGUCUCUGAUUCGUUCGCCGACUUUCCUGCGCUUCCAGCCAAUGCUAGUUUCUGUCAAUUUCUUUGCGUCAAAGUCUCGAAUAGAUCAGCUAGGGAUUUCAAAGAUUAAAGAACUGAAUCGAGAGGAACUGGAGCGAGAGAUUGAAGAGUUUAAAGAACUGGAGCGAGAGGUUGAAGAGUUUAAAGAAAAAAUUGACUAUCCCAAAGCUAAACACUUCCACAAUUGUCUAAACCAUCCUAAAUAUGAAUACUUUCCACGCCCCUUUCCUAAUGUAUACUUACCAUGCCACUUAACCUACUUUACCGAAGUUGAAGACUUUCCCACAACUAAACCCAAAGUUGAAGUUGGCUUUCACUCUAAACCCAAAGUUGAAGUUGCCUUUCCCCUCCUAUCAAAUUUGGAAAAUGGAUGUACUUGUCAACUUGAAAAAGUGGAAGACCAACCAGUUUGAUUUGCUGGACAGAAGAUCCGAACUGAAGAUGAACUGACUAUUAGGUUUGAUCGAGAAAUGUGAUUUUGUUUUGUACUGCUUUAAUUACUCAGGGCUGCUGUAGAUAAGUAAUUUGUAAUGGUACAGUUUGAGCAGGGUAUUGAGAAUUGUUUUCUUAUUACUUUGAUUUGCUUGGAAAUUUUAAUUUACAUGCUGUUCAUAAUUAGUGUUUAAAA